Messenger RNA from Durusdinium trenchii, 1149 nucleotides. The record is from the annotation of a GenBank genome assembly. NCBI's taxonomy places the organism in Eukaryota, Dinophyceae, Suessiales, Symbiodiniaceae.
AUGGCUACUGCCUACAAAGAGCUCAUGGACUACCACGUGCCGGGCCAAAAGAAGGAGAAGCCUGAGAAGGACAAGACACCUAAGAAAUCUAAGAAGGACGAAGGUGAUGAGAUUGGCGAGGCGAUUGGCGGCAUCUUGGGCUCCAUCUUCGGCGGCGACGACGACAAGGGCAAGGGCAAGGCAGCUAAGGGUGGCAAGGGCAAGGACGACGAUGGAGAUGAUGUUGGCGAGGCCAUUGGCAACGUGCUGGGUGCGGUCUUCGGGGGCGACGACCAGGGCGACGAUGGCAAGAAGGGUGGCAAGAAGGGUGGCAAGGACGAUGGCGACGACCUGGGCGAGGCCGUGGGCGGAAUCCUGGGCGAGAUCUUUGGCGGCGACAAGGACGACGAGGCCAAGAAUGGCAAAGCCGGGUCCAAAGCCUCCUCUGCACCAGCUGAAGCUGAGGGAGCUGAGGGAAAGAAGCAAGACAAGGGCGGCUUGGGCCUGUUGGAUGGCAUUGGUAGCAUCUUGGAGCAGCUUGGUGAGGAGGCCCAGAAGGGCAAGAAGGGAGGACAUCAUAAGCACCAGAAGGCUGCUGAGGCCGAGUCCACCGAGGAGACGUCCACUGAGGAAGUGCCAGAGACACCCGCAGCCCCAACUCUGCCAAAGCUGCCAGACCUGGGAAAGGCACUGGAGCAGGUGAAGGCAAAGGCAGGAGCAGCUGCAGAGAAGACAGCAGCAGAUGCGGAGAAGGCUACGAGCAGCGCUACAGCAGAGGUGGAGAAGGCAGAGGACAAGGUCACAGCCGGCAUCGAGGAGGCCAAGGCGAAGGCAGAAGCAGCUGCAAAGCAGGUGACGGACCCCAUUGCUGCGGCGAACGAUCAAGCUGCAGCGGAUGCUAAGGAGGCAGCCGACAAGCUUGCUGAGCAGGCCAAGAAGGCAGCCCAGAAGCUCGCCGCUCAAACCAAGAAGGCGCAGGAGAAGGCGGAAGCGGAUGCCAAGGAGGUUGCUGAGAAGGCGGCCGCGGCUGCUGAGAAGACGGCGGCCGAAGCAAAGAAGGCUGCGGAGGAUUUGGCCGCCCAGACCAAGGAGGCGCAAGAGAAGGCCGCAGCCGCUGCAAAGAAGGCGCCGCAAUGCUUCCGUGAAGGCACAGAAGCAGGCGGAAGCUGA